CAGUCUUUCUCUAGUCGCGACAGUUUUCGGGUGCACUUUUCUUUAUUCCGAUUAGAACGCCGCCACGAACAGUGCGGAGUUGGGAAAAUGUGCGACGACGAUGCAGCUCCCCUCGUGGUUGAUAACGGUUCCGGGAUGGUUAAGGCCGGAUUCGCUGGUGAUGACGCCCCGCGAGCCGUUUUUCCAUCCAUUGUGGGGCGUCCCAGGCACCAGGGAGUGAUGGUUGGCAUGGGGCAGAAGGAUUCGUACGUUGGCGAUGAGGCGCAAUCGAAGCGAGGUAUUCUUACGCUGAAGUAUCCAAUCGAACAUGGUAUCAUUACCAAUUGGGAUGAUAUGGAGAAAAUUUGGCAUCAUACGUUCUAUAAUGAGUUGCGUGUGGCCCCAGAAGAACAUCCAGUUUUGCUGACAGAAGCUCCGCUGAAUCCUAAAGCUAACCGCGAAAAGAUGGCGCAAAUUAUGUUUGAGACCUUCAACUCCCCCGCCAUGUAUGUUGCUAUUCAGGCAGUUCUGUCUUUGUACGCUUCCGGUCGUACGACGGGUAUUGUGUCGGAUUCUGGGGACGGCGUUUCCCAUUCUGUUCCCAUCUUUGAAGGUUAUGCCUUAUCACAUGCAAUUCUCCGCUUGGAUUUGGCUGGCCGUGAUUUGACAGACUAUCUUAUGAAAAUAAUGACUGAGCGUGGUUACGCGUUCACCACCACAGCUGAGCGUGAAAUCGUCCGUGAUAUAAAGGAAAAGCUGUGUUAUGUUGCUUUGGAUUUCCAUCAUGAGGUCGCCACCGCUGCCACCUCUAAUGCUUUGGAUAAAUCCUACGAGCUGCCCGAUGGACAGGUUAUUACCAUUGGUGCCGAACGAUUCCGAUGCCCAGAAGCUCUCUUUCAACCUUCUUUCCUGGGUAUGGAAAUUUGUGGUGUUCAUGAAACGGUUUACAACGGCAUUAUGCGCUGUGACGUUGAUAUUAGAAAAGAUCUGUAUGCUAAUAUAGUCCUCUCGGGGGGAUCGACCAUGUAUCCAGGUAUUGCCGAUCGAAUGCAAAAGGAAAUUACCGCACUGGCACCAUCCACUAUCAAAAUUAAGAUCAUUGCCCCACCAGAGCGAAAAUAUUCCGUUUGGAUCGGAGGUUCAAUCUUAGCUUCGCUGUCCACCUUCCAGUCGAUGUGGAUUUCUAAGCAGGAGUACGACGAAUCUGGCCCGUCCAUCGUCCACCGCAAAUGCUUUUAGGCUGGAUUAAAAGAGGCGUUUUAUAUUUUUAAAAUAAUAAACUCUUUAACGGUAUUGGUUUGAUUAUUUUGCGUACGAGAGCUGAAUAAAAAAAUAAAUUGUCUGUUGAAUCCAUUUAAA
Molecule: messenger RNA, 1338 nt
Organism: Wyeomyia smithii (pitcher-plant mosquito)
Lineage: Eukaryota; Metazoa; Arthropoda; Insecta; Diptera; Culicidae
Product: actin, muscle-like
Exons: 2
Coding region: 88-1218 (376 amino acids)
Biological process (GO): mitotic cytokinesis
Source: RefSeq, a predicted model, not a curated record